This is a messenger RNA of Rotaria sordida, 3321 nucleotides long. Lineage: Eukaryota; Metazoa; Rotifera; Eurotatoria; Philodinida; Philodinidae. The record is from the annotation of a GenBank genome assembly.
AUGGAACCAACUUUAUGUUUUGUUCUAUGUGAAACACCAAUUAUUUAUAUACAACACGAAAUUUGUCGGUGUUCAGGUGGCGGUCUUAUGGAUCAUAAUCGACAGAGAGAUGAAUAUUGUACAAUACCAUGUAGAAAGCCCGAUUAUCAUGAAGUUAAAACAGUUAAUACAUGUGGGGGCAGAGGAACAUAUUCAGCCUAUGCUGAAGAAAACUUUUAUACUCAACAUGCUCAUUUAUUUAACUUUCGAAUCCAAUUUGCGUCAUGUGAAUUAUGGAAUGCUUCGGGUUAUUAUGAUAUAAUGCAAGUUAAAAUUGAUGCGUCAUCAGUAAAAUAUUCAUUGAAUAAAUUGGAACGAUGUGCAGCUACAUGUCUAGAUCAAAAUGCUAUGAUAAAAUCAAUAGCUUUCAACAGUGAUAUCAAUCAAUGCUUAUGUAUAAUACCUCGAAAAUCAUUUCCAGAUUUUGGUCGUGCAUUUUAUUUAACAAUUUUACCAAGUUAUAGUUGUGAUCAUUAUUGUGAUAACACAUUGGACGAUUCGAAAGUUAAACAUAAAUUUAAAUGUGGUUCAUUAACAGAUUCACGUAUAUGGGCUAUAUAUGAUUUAAAUGGUAUAUGUCCGAUUGAUUCCUUUUAUAUAAAAGAAUUAAAAAAGUGUAUAUCAACCCGUUACAGCUUGGCAAGAUCAUGUCCUUUUUCAUCAAUGGAGUUUGUUUAUGAUGAAAAUUUAUCCUGGAAUAUUUUUCUAAAAAUUAUUGAAAAAUUAAACUUAACUAAAUCCAUUGUUUCAAUUGAUUUUGAUGAUGAUGUUACUAUUGAUCCUUCUUGGAAAUGUCCAAUAACAACAGCAACCAAUACAAGGAAUUCAAAUUCUCUUAAAACAAAUUAUUUUAAAAGGAGUUUUAGAAGAUCUUAUGUAUUAGAUAGCGGCUGUUUACGUGAAUUUGAACAUUUCUACCACUUUACUAGUAUUUAUCCAACUUAUACACCAAAUUUUAAUAUAAUGGCGGCUAUGUGUGGACGACAUUGGUUUGACAUAAACAAUCAUUGUUAUCGGAUAUCCGAUGACCGUAAAACCAUUCGAGAAGCAAGAAAUAGUUGUAUUUAUGUGUCAACAGCUGAAACAGAUAUUAUGUCAAAUGAUGACGAUGAUGAUAUGAAGAAGGAAGCAAAAAAUGAAAUCAAGAAUUCUAUGGCUAAUAUCCAUAAAGGUGAAAUCGCUCGAUAUACGUCACAAUGGCAAGCUCGUCUUGGUUUCUUUCUUCUUGAUACAAAUCCGUCAAAUACUAAAUCAAAUCUUCAACAAUUUGGACCAUAUACUCAAAACUCGUCAGCAUUGUUGUCCAAUGUUAAUACCAAUCUCUCAUCGAUAGAUGAAUUUCAAAUGAUUAAUUCAAAUGAAUAUAAUAACUCAAACAUAGAAAAUGAUUCAUGCUUAGUUUUAAUACGCACAGUAAUCGACGAAAAAGGAAGUUCUAUUUUAAAAAAUACUCAAAUUAAUAAUUGUUCGAAGCCAAGACAUGUUUUAUGUAAAGAAGAAUCAAUGCUUGGUUUUAACUCUGUACAAAACUGUUACAGUAAACCCUUAACACUUGGUUUACCAGUAAUGAUAUCAAAUCACUUAACAUAUGAAUUAUGCUCAUCUGUUUGUCAAAUAUUAGAAACAGAUUUAGCUGUUAUAAAUAUGAAUAAAUGUUAUUGUUUCGAUGUUACUCUGUUACAUAUAUUUGAUAUGAAAGGAAAUCAUGCAAAAUAUCAAAGAAAAGACUGUGGAAAUCCUUGUCCGGGUAAUCAACAUGAACGCUGUGGUAAUAUAGAUACAAUUGUUGUUUUACACAUAAGUGUUUUUCACCAUUCGUCUAGAUAUAACUUAAAUAAUAAACAAGCUAAAUCAUAUCCUGAUUUUUUUUAUCAUAGUUGUAUACAUUUAAAUUCUGUCAAUCAAUCAGCAAUAUAUCAAUUCAAUUUAAAUCGUAUAAAAGAUAUUCAUCCACGUCAUUGUUUAGAAUUAUGUACAAAGUAUAACCAACAAUAUGCUCUUCUGAAUUCAAAUAAAUGUUUAUGUACCAAUAUCCCAAUGAAAAAACAACAAAAUAAUAUAUUUACAAUUCAAGAUUAUAAUUGUACUCAAGAAUGCCAAAGUAAUUAUUUUUAUACAUGUGGAGAUGCAAACAAUUCAGAUAUAUAUUCAAUGUAUGUUAUGCCAACAAAAUGUCCUCAUAACUUUCAAAUUACUGAAGAUAAACGACGAUGUGUACAUACUGAUUUUUCAGCACGCAAAAACUCUUUCUCAAGUGCACAAUCAUAUUGUAAAUCUAUUGGUGGUAUGCUUGCAAAAAUAAAUGAUAUUUUAGAAAUUCAAGACGUAGUACCCAUACGAAUGCUGAUUAGAAGUCAUUUUAACGAAUUUCCAUUUUCUGAUGUUUCCAAUGUACUUAAUGAUACCAAAUAUUUUUGGAUUGAUCGUACAUCGAAUAUCAUAAAUAACAACGAAACACCAGAUCGUUCUAUUAGAAAAUGUUCACAAACAUCAAAAUCAAUUGAUGAAUAUUGUAUUGUUCUUCAUCGCAAAAAGAUUCUCAUUGAUAAUAUGUUGACUUAUGAACAGUGUUUUAUUGAAUCAGAUCAAUGUUCAUCAAUAUCUGCUAUACCAGUUUGUGUUGAUAAACAUCUGGAAUUUAAUUCAACUGCAAUUCUUCCAACUACAGAUAAUGAUUCAUCAAUCGUAUCAGUUAAUACAUCAACAGGUUAUUCAUGUGGUGAUGAUACAGAUUAUCAUUUUAUGAACGGUCUUUGUUAUAAAGUAUCCUUUCACGAAACUACUUGGAAUGAGGCAAAAACUGAAUGUGAACGUGAUAAUGCUAUAUUAUUUCUACCUGAACACCUUACGACAUUGCUCUUGAUAAAGUCCUUAGUUUUACGUCGGCAUAGUUACACAUCCUCUGGUGUUGCACAUCUGGAUAUUUUUUAUGAUAAUCGAAACCGUACUAUUAGACGAUGUAGUACAAUCAAUGGAAGUUCUUUACCAAGCGUACUAGAUUUCAAUAAUUUUCAUACUUUAUGUGGAAAAACAUUUGAUCAACAUUAUGAAAGAUUUAUGUCAUCAUCAGCUUUAUCACCAAACGAUGAAGACCGUCUAAAAACUCAGCAAAUUAGUUGUGCAUACGUUAAUUUUUCAUCUGAUUCUACACCAUCGAUUUCAUAUGAUCAAAAAACCUGUAAUCGACCAGCAACGGUAAUAUGUCAAAAAUCACCUACUGUAAAAAUACGUGCUGUUGCAGCAAAACGGUUAGUUAUCAAUACAAAUGCUUGCAUAGUAUAA